Molecule: messenger RNA, 915 nt
Organism: Argentina anserina (silverweed cinquefoil)
Lineage: Eukaryota; Viridiplantae; Streptophyta; Magnoliopsida; Rosales; Rosaceae
Exons: 1
Coding region: 59-580 (173 amino acids)
Cellular component (GO): chloroplast
Source: RefSeq, a predicted model, not a curated record
AGGCCGAGGAUAAGCAAAUUCAUCCACUCGCUGCUGCAGCUUCAACUCUGCAACAACAAUGGAAGGAGGAGUCUUCCAUCUCCUUGCUUCAAAACCAGUAGCACCACCCAACCUCGCCCUCGCCAAACCUACAUGUAGCCGGCUCUUCUCUCCCAACCGGCCACAACAUCUCAAAGUCACUCCCAUCUGCAGUAGCAGUGAUGGUGGCAGCAGCACUAGCCCCGACACUACUGACGGCAACAGCGCGCCUACGCCGACAGACACCGCGGGCGUACGGUUCAAGAAGAGGUCUAGAAAGAGGGCGAAGCAGCAGAGGGAAGGUGAAGGCAGUGGGGAACGGUUCAUGAAGGCUGAAGCUGCAGUUCCAAAGAAGUGGGAGGAUAUGAGCUUGGGGGAACAGGCCUUGGAGCUUUACCUAGGGGAGAAGGGUUUGCUGUAUUGGAUAAACAAGUUUGCUUAUGCAUCAAUCUUCAUCGUUAUCGGAGCUUGGAUUCUCUUCAGGUUCGUCGGGCCGGCGCUUAAUCUUUACCAGCUGGACUCGGCUCCUCUUUCUCCUGCCGCCAUCCUCAAGGGUUCCUGAGCUGAGAUUCACAUUCCAUCUAGAACCACAAGAAUGAAGUCCAUUGUCGAUUCUCUUUCUGCUUAGAGAUUUUGUACUUCUGGUUUGAUAUAAUGAUUUUAUAGCGGAAUCUCAUAUGGUGAUAUGGACGGUUCAAAACAUCACAAUAUAAUUAGUGAAGGUACAAAAAUGUGCUUUUGUUUUCAAAUAUGUUGUUAUACGUAGUACAAAUGUUCCCAAUUUGGAGGAAUUUAUCAACUCGCAAAUCACAUCCUUGACUGCUAAAGAUUGAAAAUUCAAUCUACUAACUCUUUAGCGUAUCCCACACAGAUCUAACAUAGGGUAUAUGACCUUGU